AAAUGGGCACGACACAGAGCAUCUCAGAGCCCCCAAAGUCCCCAAAAUCAUAUAAAGGGAGACCUUGGUGUCUAACACAUCCUCACCACAUAGAACUACUAGCUAGAAGUGGUUUCCUGCUAGUGAUCUAACAAUGGUGCUCAAGCUGCAUGGACUUUCUGUGUCGACCAACACAGCUCGUGUAGUGGCUUGUCUACAUGAGAAAGAUGUCGAUUUCGAGCUUGUUCCGAUUGAUCUUUUUGCCCGUGGAAACAAGGAGCCUUCUUUUCUUGCUAAGAAUCCCUUUGGCCAGAUUCCGGUAUUAGAAGAUGAUGACAUCACUCUUUUUGAAUCUAGGGCAAUCUCAUCCUACAUAGCAGAAAAAUUCAAGGAUACCGGUACUGAUCUCGUAAGGCACGAAAACAUCGGUGAAGCUGCGUUGGUGAAGGUUUGGACAGAAGUUGAGUCCCAACAAUACCACCCAGCAAUCUGUCCCAUUAUAUACGAGUUUUUCGGAAAGCCAGUACAAGGAUUGGAGCCAGACCAAGCAGUGAUUGAUGCCAAUUUGGAGAAGCUAGAGAAGGUGCUCGAUGUUUAUGAGGCCAAGCUGAGCAGCAGCAAGUACCUUGCUGGUGAUUUCUACAGCCUAGCUGAUCUUCACCAUUUUCCUUACACUUUUUAUUUUAUGAAGACUCCUUUAGGCUCAGCGAUCAGUGAUCGUCCUCAUGUUAAGGCCUGGUGGGAUGACAUGACAUCUAGGCCAGCUUUGAAGAAAGUUGCUGAGGGUAUGACUUUCGGUGAGAAUAAGUGAAGGAAAUUAAGAAGUUGAUUUUGAGUUCUUCUAUAUAUGUAUUGGAUGGAUGACAGCUUUGGAGGCAAAUCAGUAUGAAUUGCUCUAUAUCUUAUUGUAUGAUUCGUAUCCAAACAGUUUUGAUUUUAAAUGUUGAUGCCUUUCAUCUUUUUGUUGAACA
This is a messenger RNA of Argentina anserina (silverweed cinquefoil), 950 nucleotides long. RefSeq names its product glutathione S-transferase F13-like. Gene Ontology annotation, cellular component: cytoplasm. The record is from RefSeq and is a predicted model, not a curated record. Gene Ontology annotation, biological process: glutathione metabolic process. Gene Ontology annotation, molecular function: glutathione binding; glutathione transferase activity. The coding region runs from base 134 to 790 and encodes 218 amino acids. The transcript has 3 exons. NCBI's taxonomy places the organism in Eukaryota, Viridiplantae, Streptophyta, Magnoliopsida, Rosales, Rosaceae.